Molecule: messenger RNA, 1471 nt
Organism: Kickxella alabastrina
Lineage: Eukaryota; Fungi; Kickxellomycota; Kickxellomycetes; Kickxellales; Kickxellaceae
Exons: 1
Coding region: 227-1030 (267 amino acids)
Source: RefSeq, a predicted model, not a curated record
UUUGUUUGCUCUAACUGUAAACCAAUUCACACUCGAAAUUAUUGUUUUUAUUCGAAAAUAAUAGUUAUUCAGUUAUUUUGUCAUCUCUUUCUUUCUUUGACUUUCUUUUUUCUUGUCAGCAUUUACUUGUCGUUAAAAUGACUAUCAAGUUCACAAACACAAUGCGCAACCUGCGCACCACUCUGCGCUCUGUCGCCAGACAUGCGCCUACCCGCAGCACUAGCCCAUGCGGCUGAUGCGCCGCCUGUGCACUUUUAGAGCCAAGGCUGAGGAGUUUGACUCGUCCAGCUCUGAGUCUGCACACACCAGGUCCUCACACUCCAAAGUUGAAAUUGAUUCCCACCAUGGUGAGAUCACAGCUGCGCAGGAUGCAGCCGAGCACACCCGUGCUGAGAUUUAUCUUGUACAGACCAAGCCUGCAACCGAGCAGACUGAGGAUAUUCUUUUGCGUGCCGAGUUGGCCGAUAAUAGGGAGAAGCUGAGGGUCAGAGAAUUGAAUGUUCAGCGCCUGGAGCUCCGGCUUGAGCAAAAAACCAGUGAGGCAGCAGACAUUAGCCGCAAACUAAGUAUAACCAACCACAUGCUCGCAGAAUUAGCUUUAAAGAAUGAGCGUCUUGAGACCAAGGUGGAAUCGGCAGCAACGUGGCACAUGGAAGUUCACGAUAUUCUUGGCAAGUCUCGCCGUCAAGCAAGCAAGCUUGCUUACAGCAACAAAAUGCUCACCGACAGCAAUAACGCACUUAUCAAUAUCAACAAGGAGCUUUCCAAACAACUAAUCAUCGAGAAAAGAAAGGUCAGGUUCUGCGUUUUGAUUUGGUCAAUCUCGACCGUGAGUUGGAGAAUACCGACUGUAAGCUGGAAGCCACUCAGCAAAAACUCGAAGAAGCCAAGCAGAAUCAGGACAUUGCUGAGGAGUUCUGGGGAGAAACCGAAAUGCUGCGCCAGGAGGUCGAGCAAAAGCUCAACGAGUCCGAGCAAAAGUGUGAGGCUGCUGAGCAGCAUGCGCAGGCUAUUGAGUUGCAGACGGUGAAGCUGAUGGACCUUGCACAGCAGGAUUUUGACGAGCUCUAUGACGAACUGGAGCAUAUCAAAUACAUUGUGAGUUUGACGUGUCCAGCAGAAGUUGCUCGUCAGCUCCUUGGCCAGCCUGCUGGAAAUCUCGAUACUAUUUACAAGAGCGAUGCUGAUGGGCAGUACUUUGACGACAGGCUCUGCGUUCAUUCGGACAGCGCGAUUGAUGCUAUCUAUGCAGUUGAUUAUGAUUCUGAUGACCAGCAGCAGCUGUCUGCACCAGGCGUGAUUUGCUUGCGCAAGCACAGGCGCACUAUUUAACUGGUGUGGGACGCUGUUUGGUUUGCUGUGGACAUACCACUGUAACUACUGUAUAUUAUUCGGCAACCACACCCUACUCCCGUUUAUCUUUUUUAAACAGCUCUAGCUUUCAGCCUCCCUGAUUGAAUCGCACCCUGCA